Molecule: messenger RNA, 2346 nt
Organism: Salpingoeca rosetta
Lineage: Eukaryota; Choanoflagellata; Craspedida; Salpingoecidae
Exons: 11
Coding region: 124-2346 (740 amino acids)
Biological process (GO): regulation of transcription by RNA polymerase II
Cellular component (GO): nucleus
Source: RefSeq, a predicted model, not a curated record
UGCAGGUGCAAUUUGCAAUUUGCCACACAGGAUAUGGCGCAUCGUGGCGCAAAACAAACAACCAAGCAAGCAAGAAGGACAGUGUGAUCGCAUACAGUGGCAGUGACAGUGGCAGUGCAAGCCAUGGAUGUUGUUGAAGCAAGUAACAACGCUGCGUUGCGGGCUGCUUACGCCAAGCUUGCCAAGGGUACCCGCUUCAUCUCCAAGGAGCAGGUGCAGGAGGCUGUCUCGGAGAUUGCUGUUCGCUUCGGCGUUAAUCACAUUGUGAAGGCAACGGAUUCGAGGACAUACCGCGUGAGAUGCGACAACAAAGCCUGGACAAAGCAGCAACAACAGAGGAAACACCCAAGCACCUGCGCCUAUGCAAUUCACGCCAACAAACAAACCGUCAGCGGCGCGUGGGAGAUUACCGAGGCACGGCACCACACUUGCUGGCUCGCACAGGACAGUGAACAUGAGCUUGGGCGCCGCCGUGUUCGUCCACAGACGCUCGCCCGCUUUGAUCGAACCAUGAUAGGAAACCCCGCUGCUCAGGUACAACAAGUCAGUGCCCGCUACGGCCUAACCAUGUCGGGUUCCCAGAUGGCAGAGUACGCAGCACAAGCUCAAGGCAGAACUCACGUCAAGCGGCAGGAGGAGUUUGACAGACUGCACUCGUUCGCUCAGUGGAUCAAUGCAAAUGGACAUCAUGCAGCGCACCUGAUGACCAAAGACGGUGCAUUUAGCGAGCUUCUGUUCUGCCUAAAGCUGAAUGGUUUGUCGGCCAAGUCUCCAAAGGUCCUGUUCACGGACGCGACGCAUCUGUCGUACAACAACAUGAUGCUCCACCUCUUGUGCCAACUGGACGCAGACAACAAGAUCUUCAUUCUGGGCGCCAACAUAACUCAGCAGGAAACCAAGCCCGCUUACGCACACUUGUUCCAGCUCUGUUUAUCGGUCAUGCCCCCACUUUGGGGCGAGCAUACGAUUCUCUCGGAUUUAGGGACUGCUGUGACAAGCGCAAUCAACGAAAUACCCAUGUACGAUUGGGUGAGCACCAACUUGAUCGAGAGCUUGAACGCCAAGCUGAAACCGUUGAAGUCGCAAGAAGAAGCGGAGACACAGGUGCCAUUGCCAUAUCAGCAGCUGCAGCAGCUGCAGCAGCGACUGGAGCUGCAGGAGCAACAGCUGCAGGAGCAGAAGGAGCUUGUGUCACAACAGACGCAGUUGUAUCAGUCGCUCUUGCCAAUCAUCACGCAUCAACACCAACACAUUCAGCAGUUGGAAGGACACGUGUUGAAGCUGAACAAGCAGCAGCAAGAGCUUUGCGCCCACAUCAAUAACCCUGCUCAGUACUUUUCCGCCAACAUGGCGCACUUGCUACGUGGCGCCCUGCCGAAUGGUGGACCUCCUGCGCCCUCUUUCUACCCCCCACCUCAGGAAGAACAGCAACAACAACAGCCACAAGAGCUGCAGCCACAGCAACAACAGCAGCAGCAGCAGCAGAUGCAGAUGCAGAUGCAAAUGCAACAGCAGCAGCAGCAGCAGCAGCAGCAGCAGCAGCAGCCCCAUGACAGCUUCGUGCCCGACCGUCUCUACCUCGGCAGGCACAAGAAAAGGCGACCACAUCUGGUGACCAGGCAGCAGCAGCAGCAGCAGCAGCAGCAGCAGCAGCAAAAACAGAAGCGUUAUUCCUGCCAAAGGUGCUCUCGCAGCUUCGACACGAAGCGUGCAUUGCAGAACCAUGUAAUGCGGCACGAGGGACUCUUACCGUAUGGCUGCGAGGCCUGUACUAAAUCCUUUCCCGACCUCUCUGCGCUGAACCUGCACAGAAAAACGCACGGUCUCGACCCAUUGUUGCCGCUCACUGUGUGCACGAUUUGCCCCCGCCACCGCGAUUGCCGCACUGCUAGUGGCUUGGCAUCACACAUCCGAAAAGCACACGACAACAAGGUGGAUCUUGCUCGCCAAAAAGUCCAGUACGUUCAACAGCAGCAGCGCCAGUUGCUGCAAGAUCAAGAAAGAGCACUGACCGCACAACAACUCUUCCAACAGCAACAGCUCCGUGAGCAGGAACGGCGGCAGAUUCUCCACGUACAACAGCAACAGCAACAAGGGCUGCAGUCACCACAACCACAGCAACAAGGGCUACAACAAGGGCUGCAGUCACCACAACCACAGCAACAAGGCCUACAACAAGGGCUGCAGUCACCACAACCACAGCAACAAGGCCUCAACAAGGGCUGCAGCGACGGAAGGAGACGGCGGCUGCAACCUCUCAGGCUCAAUCUGGAGCGUCCACCGGAACGCACGCCUUCAGAUGAAAGCGACGACCUGCCCGUUGCACUCAGCCACCCAAGCGAGUGA